AUGUGGUGCACACAGGGGCUCAAAACGAAAUGUCCAGCGGGCACGUUUGGCUCGACUGAAGGUCUCACGACGACCGCAUGCUCUGGCUUGUGCCCGACUGGUUACUACUGCCCUCUAGGUUCAACGGACUACAGCCACUUUCCAUGCCUUGACCCGUCAACGUAUUGCCCGUCGGGGUCGUCGGCCCCCGUCGGGGUCAGUGCAGCAAAUUUGCCCCACGGGAUCCUACUGCGUGAAGGGUGUAGCCCAUCUGUGCCCGCUUGGAACAUUCGGUUCGACAACGGGCCUCAGCUCGCCCUUGUGUUCCGGGCGCUGUGCCCUCGGCUCGAUAUGUCCGCUGGGAUCAACUUCCAGCCAACAGCAGCCGUGUCUUGCAGCACGAUGAACGGAAACUACGUAGGAUCGUAUUCGACUAACGGCCAGUUGUGCGCCUCUUGCCGCCCUGGCUUUUGGUGUGGCGUCGGAUCAAGCUCUUCUACUCAAAACAAAUGCGGCGGUGUCAGCUCGUAUUGUCCGCUAGGGUCGUCUGGCCCGUCGACUGUCCAAGUCGGAUUCUACAGCACCAACGCCAACUCCAACACGAACGCUGACUUUACCACGCAAAUCCAAUGCCCUGUGGCCUCCACAGCAUUGAUCCCGCAGUGCCCGUCCACCACCAUAGGACCCAACAGCUUGUUGUAA
This is a messenger RNA of Aphanomyces invadans, 681 nucleotides long. RefSeq lists its product as hypothetical. NCBI's taxonomy places the organism in Eukaryota, Oomycota, Saprolegniomycetes, Saprolegniales, Verrucalvaceae. The record is from RefSeq and is a predicted model, not a curated record. The transcript has 5 exons. Bases 1 to 681 code for a protein of 226 amino acids.